Messenger RNA from Gongylonema pulchrum, 315 nucleotides. Lineage: Eukaryota; Metazoa; Nematoda; Chromadorea; Rhabditida; Gongylonematidae. The record is from the annotation of a GenBank genome assembly.
AUGAAAGUGCAGGGAAUCUUCAUAAGCCGUCUUGUUGAAGGCGGCCUGGCCGAAUCAACGGGCCUAUUAGCUGUAAAUGACGAAGUAUUGGAAGUUAAUGGCAUCGAGGUGCAGGGUAAAACGCUGGAUCAGGUAACAGAUAUGAUGGUGGCAAAUGCUCAGAAUCUGAUUAUUACGGUGAAACCAGCGAAUCAACGAAAUACACUGCAACGUGGCACGCAAUCGCGUACUUCGGACUGGAGUGGCGUCUCCGAUGAUACGGUUAUGGCGCCAGGGCGAGAAAAUAACAAUGAUAUUUAUGGCGCAAAUGGGUAA